GCCGUGUUUCGCGGAGCUCGGGCUGUCAUCGUGGCUAGUGGAACAAUGUCGGCAGUUGGGUCUGAAGCAGCCUACGCCCGUGCAGCUCGGCUGCAUCCCCGCCAUCCUGGAGGGGACUUCCAUUCAGCCUGAGCUGUUGUGAACUGUGCCCGAUGGAACCUUUGUUCUCCCUCUGGAGGUGUUGAUGCUGCUCUGUCCUCUGCCAGGUCGGGACUGCCUGGGCUGUGCCAAGACUGGCAGCGGCAAGACAGCGGCGUUCGUCCUGCCGAUCUUGCAGAAGCUAUCUGAGGAUCCCUAUGGCAUCUUCUGCCUUGUUCUGACACCCACCAGGGAGCUGGCCUACCAGAUCGCAGAACAGUUCCGGGUCCUGGGAAAGCCUCUGGGCUUGAAGGACUGCAUCAUUGUCGGCGGCAUGGACAUGGUGACCCAGGCGCUGGAGCUCUCUCGGAAGCCACACGUGGUUAUCGCCACGCCAGGGCGCCUGGCUGACCACCUCCGCAGCUCCAGCACCUUCAGCAUCAAGAAGAUCCGCUUCCUGGUGCUGGACGAGGCAGACCGCCUGCUGGAACAGGGCUGCACGGACUUCACCACAGACCUGGAGGUCAUCUUGGGGGCAGUGCCAGCCCGCAGGCAGACACUGCUGUUCAGCGCCACGCUGACCGACACGCUCCGUGAGCUACAGGGCCUAGCCACCAACCAGCCCUUCUUCUGGGAGGCGCAGGCACCGGUCCGCACAGUGGAGCAGCUGGACCAGCGCUAUUUGCUGGUACCUGAGAAGGUGAAGGAUGCCUACCUGGUGCACCUGAUCCAGGGCUUCCAGGAUGAACAUGAGGACUGGUCCAUUAUCAUCUUCACCAAUACCUGCAAGACCUGCCAGAUCCUGUGCAUGAUGCUGCGCAAGCUCAGCUUCCCCACCGUGGCGCUGCACUCGAUGAUGAAACAGAAAGAACGCUUUGCUGCCCUGGCCAAGUUCAAGUCCAGCAUCUACCGGAUCCUGAUUGCAACGGAUGUGGCAUCCCGGGGCCUGGACAUUCCCACUGUGCAGGUGGUCAUCAACCACAACACCCCGGGGCUCCCCAAGAUCUACAUCCACCGUGUCGGCCGCACAGCCCGUGCAGGGCGGCAGGGCAUGGCCAUCACGCUGGUGACGCAGUAUGACAUCCACCUGGUCCACGCCAUCGAGGAGCAGAUCAAGAAGAAGCUGGAUGAGUUCUCAGUGGAGGAGGCGGAAGUGUUGCGGAUCCUCACGCAGGUCAACGUGGUGCGGCGGGAGUGUGAGAUUAAACUGGAGGCAACCAACUUUGACGAGAGGAAGGAGAUCAACAAGCGGAAACAGCUGAUCCUAGAGGGGAAGGACCCCGACCUGGAGGCCAAGCGAAAGACUGAGCUGGCCAAGAUCAGGCAGAAGAAUCGGCGCUUCAAGGAGAAGGUGGAGCAGACGCUACAGCGGCAGAAGGCCAGUGGGAGGCCCAGGGGGCGCCCACCUAGGGCCCAACCAGGGUCCCACACAGUGCUGCCCUCCCAGGGCCCAGCCUGAGUCCACCUAGGACCCACCUGGGACUACUUCAUUGAGCCAAGGGUCUGAGGGAGCCAUCAAGACACCCAGAACUACCUCCUCUGGGCAGAGCUGUCCCCCGUCCCCUGGCCUGCCAGUCCUCCUCAGGGACCAUCUCAGUGAGCAGCCGGUGUCUUCCAUCCUGUGACCCUGAGCCAGCCCACAGUACUGAGGUCGAACCAGACUCAACAUCCAGCGGCCUUGGCCCAGGGUCCCCUCUGGCUUUGGUUUCUCCCCUUAUUGUCGACGAGGUUCAUCUCACCUCAUGGGGAGGGGGUUUGUCAGCCUCCAGGAUGACAUGUGUCACAUGCAGGAGGUGUUCAAUAAAUGCUUUUUGCCAUC
Messenger RNA from Loxodonta africana (African savanna elephant), 1897 nucleotides. RefSeq names its product DEAD-box helicase 49 (gene DDX49). Gene Ontology annotation, molecular function: ATP binding; RNA helicase activity; nucleic acid binding. NCBI's taxonomy places the organism in Eukaryota, Metazoa, Chordata, Mammalia, Proboscidea, Elephantidae. Bases 185 to 1537 code for a protein of 450 amino acids. The transcript has 13 exons. The record is from RefSeq and is a predicted model, not a curated record.